Molecule: messenger RNA, 1172 nt
Organism: Linum trigynum
Lineage: Eukaryota; Viridiplantae; Streptophyta; Magnoliopsida; Malpighiales; Linaceae
Source: the annotation of a GenBank genome assembly
GUUUCCCAAAUAUUAGAUAUUUAAUGUAAUAAACUAAGGGAGUGUAUGGCUACAAAACUCUGCCGGCAAAACCUUGCAUCAUGAUAUGGUGAUACGAAGUUGUAUCAUCGUAUCACUAUGCCGUGAUACGAUAAUUUGACUAGGCUUUUGCAUGGUUUUGCGGACGAGAGCUUUGUACCGAAACCAAAACCAUAAACUAAUAAUCCCCAGCUCUGACGAUAAGUCAUGCGAGUCAUUAAAAGAAGAAUGAAAUGGUGCAAAGUAACAAAAUUCUUAUUCAACAAUAAUCACAUUAUAUUUUAAUUAGAAUUACAACUUGUAUCCAGAAAAGAAAAAAUGUCUUUGAGUAUAGUACUAUAAUUGCAUAACAGUAUCUUUUACUAGUAGGGUUUUUCAGCUUCAUUUUUUCGGAGCGGCGAUAUCACGAAGCGCCCUUGCUCUUUUAAUUUUGCAUGGUUCCCCCGACGUCGGGGGGACAGUCGUCGUGCCGGAGGGACACAGAGAUGACGACAGAAAACCGGCGUCCUCCUUCGGUCACGUCGUCGCCAAACACAUCCUCGGACAAGGAAACACAACAGACGCGGAAACGGACCAAGUCCUCGUUUGUAUGGAUCGGAAAGAUGAGUUUCUCUGAACUGAUGUCAGACAAAGUGUGGUAUGUGGCGGAGUCCGAUACGAAAGACAUCCAUGAAGCGAUGAGGGAAGAAGAUAUCGAUGAUGAAGUUCCCGACGAGGACGAUCCCCGGUGCCCUACUAUCCCUUUCAAGGCGAUGGAAAAGGCUAGCUACCGAUGGAAAUGGUGGUCUGCCCUUACCGUUAAAGUCCUAGGUCGGACCUUUCUGUCACAACCUCCUCUCGGGAUCGGGGGACCCAUCGCAAAUUGUUCGGAGUCACCAUUGAUCUAGAUUGAAGUGGAUCAAACACUUUUUUUGUUUUAACUUUCAGAGCAAAAAAACCAAUAAAAAUCGGUAUGUGAUUUGAAGCUAUGGGUUCGGGAGUACGGUUACGUGUGAGAAAGUGUAUUCACACCCCACAACGCCAUAAAUUGGUACUACCUAAAUCGAUUGGUUUUAAAGGAGUUGGGUGUAUCAAUGUAGUCAAAAAGCGUGAUUCUACCUAGAAGCGGAAAAGGGGUAAAAUCGUAAAGUGUAGAAUCAAAGCGUAAAAACGUA